Hypoxylon trugodes is the source of this 788-nucleotide messenger RNA. RefSeq lists its product as uncharacterized. The record is from RefSeq and is a predicted model, not a curated record. The coding region runs from base 91 to 771 and encodes 226 amino acids. The transcript is spliced from 3 exons. Lineage: Eukaryota; Fungi; Ascomycota; Sordariomycetes; Xylariales; Hypoxylaceae.
UACGCCGCUUGCUCGCGAUAUAUCAUCUGUUGCGGAUAAUCUUAAAAUCCUCCUCCUUUCCAUUACAUACCGAAGUUACAUAACAAAAACAUGGAAUACUCGGAUUCAGACAGACUCUACAAAUUCUUUGAUGGAGCUGUGAGCGUCAGGGUUUUCGACAAACCUGAGCAUGCUUAUUGCUUCGAGGCCUCGUUCCGACCAGACCACCCACUUGCCUCAUCACUAUUUUCGCGGAAGCCACCCUUACAUUUUCAUCCCUACCAAGACGAACAAAUCAAGGUUCUUUCAGGUCAACUUAUAGUCGACGUCGAGGGCCAGGAACAUCGAUUAUCACCGAACGAUGCGGAAUUACGAGUACGCCGAUGGGCUCAUCAUCGCCUACGCCCUUCAAUGGAUGAUCCGGAAAAAGUAGAGAUCAGAGCUCUAGUAACGGGUCAAAAAUCAUCUCAACUAUUCAGAGAAGAUGUCCUUUUCCUCGAGAACUGGUAUAGGUACCAGGACGACAUCGUGAUGAACAAGAAAAAGGUAGAGCUACUCCAAAUCCUGGCUAUGUUCGAUGCCGGUGGUACAUAUCUCUCGUUUCCGACGUGGAUCCCAUUUGGUAAAACCAUCUCGCGAAUAACUGGUAUAGUCUUGGGCAGGUGGCUCGGUGGUAUGUUGGGAUAUCAGCCCUUCUACCGCGAGUGGUCAACGGAUUGGAAUCUAGCCUGUCUGAAGAUGGAGAGUUCUAAUUUUCAAAAGCGUUUCGCAAAUAGAGCCAGAACGGAAUGAGAAAGUGUCCGGCUAAG